Caenorhabditis remanei is the source of this 3153-nucleotide messenger RNA. RefSeq lists its product as uncharacterized. The coding region runs from base 1 to 3153 and encodes 1050 amino acids. Lineage: Eukaryota; Metazoa; Nematoda; Chromadorea; Rhabditida; Rhabditidae. The transcript has 4 exons. Gene Ontology annotation, molecular function: enzyme activator activity; mRNA binding. Gene Ontology annotation, cellular component: P-body. The record is from RefSeq and is a predicted model, not a curated record. Gene Ontology annotation, biological process: deadenylation-dependent decapping of nuclear-transcribed mRNA; deadenylation-independent decapping of nuclear-transcribed mRNA; positive regulation of catalytic activity.
AUGAAUGACCCUAAGAAGAAGGCCGCCGCCGAAUUGGCCGCCAAAAAUCUCCAACAACUUCAGAAAAUCGACAUUGCUGCAAGCAAAAUUCUCGAUAAGAUGCCAUUCACGGUGAAGAAGGAGUGGCGGAAUGCCGAUUGCGAAGGAACUCUCUUCGUCUAUCAACGGGCCGAUCGGCCAUAUUUCAGUUUCCUCAUUGCCAAUCGCAACGACCCCACCGACUUCAUCGAGCCGCUAACGUCAAACCAUAUUCUCCGUCUUGAAGGGAAUUUCAUCUAUUUCCAAAAGGACAAAUCACCAAUCCAAGCACUGUGGUUCCACGAGGCGACCGACACCCAACGCAUCUAUAAUUUGUUGCAAAAACUAGUGGAUACGCUGAAAGCGAGCACCACAGAGCAGGCGAGAGCCGCAAGUGCUGCGGGCGGAGCAGCGACUAAGGCUUCAGCUCCAGUGCCAACUAGUGCACCGGCCUCUUCAAAGACAAUCGAUCUGCUUCAAAUGAUCAAAAGUGCGCAGAGCCAGAGCAACAGCGUCAACGUCACGCCAGCCAUCACCACUCCGGUGACCACACCGGCAGAGCAAAUGUUUCAAAAGUUGCUUCAAGAUUUCAAGGAGCCUGGCACUGCAAUGUCGGCCGAUGAGCUCGAAAAAGAUCUUCUAAAAACGGCGAAACCGCAUGGAAAUCAUCUGCUUCAAAUGACCAAAAGUGCGCAGAGCCAGAGCAACAGCGUCAACGUCACGCCAGCCAUCACCACUCCGGUGACCACACCGGCAGAGCAACUGUUUCGAAAGUUGCUUCAAGAUUUCAAGGAGCCUGGCACUGCAAUGUCGGCCGAUGAGCUCGAAAAAGAUCUUCUAAAAACGGCGAAACCGCAUGGAAAUCAUCUGCUUCAAAUGACCAAAAGUGCGCAGAGCCAGAGCAACAGCGUCAACGUCACGCCAGCCAUCACCACUCCGGUGACCACACCGGCAGAGCAACUGUUUCGAAAGUUGCUUCAAGAUUUCAAGGAGCCUGGCACUGCAAUGUCGGCCGAUGAGCUCGAAAAAGAUCUUCUAAAAACGGCGAAACCGCAUGGAAAUCAUCUGCUUCAAAUGACCAAAAGUGCGCAGAGCCAGAGCAACAGCGUCAACGUCACGCCAGCCAUCACCACUCCGGUGACCACACCGGCAGAGCAACUGUUUCGAAAGUUGCUUCAAGAUUUCAAGGAGCCUGGCACUGCAAUGUCGGCCGAUGAGCUCGAAAAAGAUCUUCUAAAAACGGCGAAACCGCAUGGAAAUCAUCUGCUUCAAAUGACCAAAAGUGCGCAGAGCCAGAGCAACAGCGUCAACGUCACGCCAGCCAUCACCACUCCGGUGACCACACCGGCAGAGCAACUGUUUCGAAAGUUGCUUCAAGAUUUCAAGGAGCCUGGCACUGCAAUGUCGGCCGAUGAGCUCGAAAAAGAUCUUCUAAAAACGGCGAAACCGCAUGGAAAUCAUCUGCUUCAAAUGACCAAAAGUGCGCAGAGCCAGAGCAACAGCGUCAACGUCACGCCAGCCAUCACCACUCCGGUGACCACACCGGCAGAGCAACUGUUUCGAAAGUUGCUUCAAGAUUUCAAGGAGCCUGGCACUGCAAUGUCGGCCGAUGAGCUCGAAAAAGAUCUUCUAAAAACGGCGAAACCGCAUGGAAAUCAUCUGCUUCAAAUGACCAAAAGUGCGCAGAGCCAGAGCAACAGCGUCAACGUCACGCCAGCCAUCACCACUCCGGUGACCACACCGGCAGAGCAACUGUUUCGAAAGUUGCUUCAAGAUUUCAAGGAGCCUGGCACUGCAAUGUCGGCCGAUGAGCUCGAAAAAGAUCUUCUAAAAACGGCGAAACCGCAUGGAAAUCAUCUGCUUCAAAUGACCAAAAGUGCGCAGAGCCAGAGCAACAGCGUCAACGUCACGCCAGCCAUCACCACUCCGGUGACCACACCGGCAGAGCAACUGUUUCGAAAGUUGCUUCAAGAUUUCAAGGAGCCUGGCACUGCAAUGUCGGCCGAUGAGCUCGAAAAAGAUCUUCUAAAAACGGCGAAACCGCAUGGAAAUCAUCUGCUUCAAAUGACCAAAAGUGCGCAGAGCCAGAGCAACAGCGUCAACGUCACGCCAGCCAUCACCACUCCGGUGACCACACCGGCAGAGCAACUGUUUCGAAAGUUGCUUCAAGAUUUCAAGGAGCCUGGCACUGCAAUGUCGGCCGAUGAGCUCGAAAAAGAUCUUCUAAAAACGGCGAAACCGCAUGGAAAUCAUCUGCUUCAAAUGACCAAAAGUGCGCAGAGCCAGAGCAACAGCGUCAACGUCACGCCAGCCAUCACCACUCCGGUGACCACACCGGCAGAGCAACUGUUUCGAAAGUUGCUUCAAGAUUUCAAGGAGCCUGGCACUGCAAUGUCGGCCGAUGAGCUCGAAAAAGAUCUUCUAAAAACGGCGAAACCGCAUGGAAAUCAUCUGCUUCAAAUGACCAAAAGUGCGCAGAGCCAGAGCAACAGCGUCAACGUCACGCCAGCCAUCACCACUCCGGUGACCACACCGGCAGAGCAACUGUUUCGAAAGUUGCUUCAAGAUUUCAAGGAGCCUGGCACUGCAAUGUCGGCCGAUGAGCUCGAAAAAGAUCUUCUAAAAACGGCGAAACCGCAUGGAAAUCAUCUGCUUCAAAUGACCAAAAGUGCGCAGAGCCAGAGCAACAGCGUCAACGUCACGCCAGCCAUCACCACUCCGGUGACCACACCGGCAGAGCAACUGUUUCGAAAGUUGCUUCAAGAUUUCAAGGAGCCUGGCACUGCAAUGUCGGCCGAUGAGCUCGAAAAAGAUAUUCUGAAAACGGCGAAACCGCAUCGAAAUCAUCUGCUUCAAGACUUUGCAAACUCGCCAUCUGCAAUUUCGUUGGCGGCGAUCUCGACGAGAUCAGUGCAUGGAUCGGAAGGAGAUCAGGAUGUUGACGUGGCUGAGGGAGAGGUUCUGGAACCACUGGACACUUCGUUCGUUGUGGGAUCCGGGGGUCAGACACCCGUGCUGAAUAAGGAACAGUUCAUCUCGGCGAUCGCCCAUCUAAUGCAAAACGACGACGAAUUCGUUGCCCAAAUCCAUCAGGCCUACAUCGGCGCUCUCAAUCGUCGUCUCAAUAUCGAUUAA